AGGAACAAGUCAUCAGGAUGCCUGAACCCGCCAAGUCUGCGCCCAAGAAGGGCUCCAAGAAAGCCGUGACCAAGACGGCCGGCAAAGGGGGCAAGAAGAAGAGAAAGACCAGGAAGGAGAGCUACGCCAUCUACGUGUACAAGGUGCUGAAGCAGGUGCACCCCGACACGGGCAUCUCCUCCAAGGCCAUGAGCAUCAUGAACUCGUUCGUCAACGACAUCUUCGAGCGCAUCGCGUCCGAGGCUUCCCGCCUGGCUCACUACAACAAGCGCUCCACCAUCACCUCCAGGGAGAUCCAGACCGCUGUGCGCCUCCUGCUGCCCGGCGAGCUGGCCAAGCACGCCGUGUCUGAGGGAACCAAGGCCGUCACCAAGUACACUAGCUCCAAGUAAACAAGCUGUUUGCUAUCAACACAACAAAGGCCCUUUUAAGGGCCACACACAUGCAACUUUGAGUAAAACUCCUGGAAUUCCGUGGUCCACUAUGUGUUUAUUAUAUUUAUUUUUUAUUCUUUCGAACUGUGCAGCUACGUUUAAAAUGAUCUUUUCUUGAAUCCAGGCUUUUCUGGAAGUACCAAAUUCAUAUUGUUUCACCCAAAUUUAGACCUAAUAAUUGUUCACUAAGAAAUUAGCAGAUGUGAUCACCUGAUCAAAUGAGCAUGAGGAAAUACAGUAGUUAAACCAGACUGAAAUGUUUUUCUCUAAGUGGGAUGGUUGUGUUUUACUUUAGAAAACAGUUCCUGAGUAGCUCAUGCUGUCAUACUCACUGUUGCCUGUUUCAGAAAACUGGCUUUUUGAAUAAUCAGGGUUGUUUCUGGGGUAAAUGGGAUGAAUCUACUCUGGUUUUUCUGUUUCAGAGAAUUGAGCCUUUACCCUGAGUCCAUUUAUGACAAACAGCUCGGUAGCAGGGUAUUUUCAUGGAGCAGAGUUGUUUUGGCUAACUGAGUUUUCUUCUGAACAACUUUGUGCUGCAUUUAGUUUUUAUGCCAACCAGUGGCUUUUCAUUAUGAAGAAGAUACAUUCUCUGAAGUGAACGUCCUUGAACAGGAAAAAAAAUAAUCAGGACCCCCCAUCACCUAUAAGAUGAUUUAGAGCCACAAACACAGCAGAGCUGUCAGUCAUUAUUUCUUAUAGUUUAAAGGUGUUCCAUAAUCAGAUAUCUGCAAGAUUAAGAACUAUAACUAUAAAAUAACUACAGAGAUUGAAAACAGUAAUUUAUUCUGUAUCAUAUUUUCAGACUGCUACUUCAGCUCUAAUUAUUACUAAAUGAUUACUAUAAAGUGAUAUUGGCACACAUUAAACACCGUCAAGAAUUUUUUAGAAGGAUAGGUGAAGCCAAAUUCUGGCGAAAUAUUAACAUAUCACCUUUUUCAAUAUUUUGCACUAUCCCAUCAUUAAUUGCAAAUGUUGAAUUUAGACAAUUAUUGCUUUAGUUGAUUAAAGUUACACAUAACUUAAAGUUGAACAAUACCUGAUUAAAUGAUAUUUUCUACUUCUUGGUUUUCUUGCAUUUUGCUGUUAAAAGAGAGAAGUGUGAGAACACAGCUUUAAUUAUCCAUCAAAUAAAACUCAUAUCACUCAUGCAUUGACUUUUUCAGCAAUUCUCUACAACUAACUCGCUUUUUCUGCUCCAACAGCAUUGUUUCUUUUUGGUUAAGGUAGAGAUGUUGCACUCUUUUGUCACUUUGAACAUCUUCUCUGCUAACUUCUAAUAAAUGUUUGUGU
Molecule: messenger RNA, 1724 nt
Organism: Fundulus heteroclitus (mummichog)
Lineage: Eukaryota; Metazoa; Chordata; Actinopteri; Cyprinodontiformes; Fundulidae
Product: histone H2B 1/2
Exons: 1
Coding region: 18-392 (124 amino acids)
Cellular component (GO): nucleosome
Molecular function (GO): protein heterodimerization activity; DNA binding; structural constituent of chromatin
Source: RefSeq, a predicted model, not a curated record